CCCAGCGUCGCGCCUGCCCACCGUCCGCUCCUCCUCCCUCCCGACCACAGUGACCUGCUGGCCCCCCCCAAGUGACGACGAGUUUGUUAGCGCAUGUCAUCGUGCUGCAUCACCCAGUUCCCCGUUCCACUCCAUCCACCCGCCAAGCGGUGCCUUGCCUUGUCUUGUUUAGCUCUUUUGUUUUUCUCUUUUCUCCUACGGAGGCCUCUUCUUUCUUGAUAUCCCCAUCUUUUGAGCCCCCCAUCCGUCAACUUUUCUCCUUGCAUUAUUGUUGUUGAGAUUUCUUUUUCAAGAGACGCGCCUUCCACGCGCGCAGAUCGACUUCACUUCUCUACGCUCCCUCAUUCGGUCAUGCAUUGCUCAAUCGAGUAACGCUCCCACCGCCAUUGUUUCUCCACAUCUUUUUACCUCCUCGCCUUCCAUGGCGGCGGAUCCUGAGGCCGUUGGUCAUGAGCCCUUGAGCUCCACACCCCCAUCCACCAGGGGUGAUGAUGAUGCGCCCAGCACGACGCAGGUGGGCACCGGGAGCAGUGCUGGUGGCAGCCCGGCACUUGCCGGCUUCCACAUUGACGUCGACGAUGCCCUCACGCCGGACCCCCGCACUGAGGACAUGUUUGUCGUCCGGGACAACAAAUUCGCCUACUCUCCCGGCCAGCUGUCCAAGCUUCUAAACCCAAAGAGCCUCAGCGCCUUCUACGCCCUCGGCGGUCUCGCUGGUCUGCAGAAGGGCUUGCGCACCAACCUCAACUCGGGCCUCAGCCAGGACGAGAGCACUCUCGACGGCGGUGUCGCCUUCGAGGAUGUCGCCCCCAAGGGCACCCCCAAGUACGGCGCCAACGGCAACACGGUCCCCGUUCCCAAGGACUCCAACUCGGCCUCGGUUCCACCGCCGCCCGAGCAUAUCGAGGCCGGCAGCGCCUUCGCAGACCGCAAGCGUGUCUUCAGAGACAACCGGUUACCCGAGAAGAAGAGCAAGACGCUUCUGCAGCUGGCGUGGAUUACCUACAACGACAAGGUGCUGAUCCUGCUUACCAUUGCCGCCAUCGUCUCGCUCGCUCUUGGCUUGUACCAGACUCUGGGCGUGGUCCACGGGCCCGAUGACGGCGCGAAAGUGGAGUGGGUCGAGGGCGUGGCCAUCAUGGCCGCCAUCGCCAUCGUGGUCGUGGUCGGCACGUUGAACGACUGGCAGAUGGAGCGCCAGUUCAACAAGCUCAACGAGAAGCACAACGACCGUACAGCCAAGGUGAUUCGCUCGGGCAAGUCGGUCGAGAUUUCUGUCUUCGACAUUAUGGUUGGUGACGUCAUGCAUCUCUUUGCCGGCGACCUGGUUCCCGUCGACGGUAUCUUCAUCAACGGCCAUGGUGUGAAGUGCGACGAGUCUUCGGCCACGGGCGAGUCUGAUCUUCUCAGGAAGGUCGCAGGCCACGAGGUUUUUGCUGCUCUGGACGAAGUUGCUAAAGGAGGGGCUGCCCGGUCUGACAUCGAGAAGCUUGACCCCUUUAUUAUCUCGGGGAGCAAAAUCAACGAGGGAACCGGAACCUUCUUGGUUACGGCCGUCGGUGUGAACUCGAGCUACGGGCGUAUCACCAUGGCUCUGCACACGCCGCAGGAGGAUACUCCGCUCCAGACGAAGCUCAACGGCCUUGCCGACAUGAUUGCCAAAGUCGGCGGUAGCGCUGCCCUGGUGCUCUUCAUUGUCCUCUUCAUCAAGUUUCUCGCGGGGCUUCCUAAUAACCAUGAAAAUCCUGACCAGAAAGGCCAGACGUUUUUGCGGAUAUUCAUCACAGCUGUUACCGUUGUUGUCGUCGCCGUACCGGAGGGCUUACCGCUCGCCGUGACUCUAGCUCUUGCAUUUGCAACCACUCGGAUGAUGAAGGAUAACAACUUGGUCCGUGUUCUCAAGGCCUGCGAGACGAUGGGCAACGCAACCACGAUUUGCUCCGACAAGACGGGGACACUCACGCAAAACAAGAUGACGGUGGUGGCUACGACGUUGGGCAAGUCUAUUAGUUUCGGUGGGACGGACGCUCCUCUGGACGAUGAAGCACCGAAGCUCGGCGAAACCUCAAAUGGUGCUUCCCCCGCGUCAACGAUUCCCAAUGUCUCCAUAACCGAAUUUGUCAAGAGUUUAAGCGAUACGUUCAAACGGCUGCUUGUCCAGUCCAAUUCAGUCAACUCCACAGCAUUCGAGGGCGACGUCGAGGGCGAACACACUUUUAUCGGGUCCAAAACCGAAGUCGCUCUGCUAACUCUGUGCCGCGAUAAUCUGGGAUCUGCUCCGGUUCAGGAGGAGCGGACCAACGCGAACGUGGUUCAGGUGGUUCCCUUUGACUCGGCCGUCAAAUACAUGGCUACCGUGGUCAAACUACCCAACGGGAAAUUCCGCGCCUACGUCAAGGGAGCAUCCGAAAUCCUGCUCGCGAAAUGCAGCAAGCUCGUAACCGAGCCCAGCAGUGAUGAGCUGAACACUGCUCCCCUUACCGACGAUGACCGCGAAAUGCUCUUGCAGACGAUUACAUCAUAUGCCGGACAGACACUUCGCACCAUUGGUUCUUCGUAUCGUGAUUUUGAGUCCUGGCCGCCGCCGGAGCUUGCCGGCUCGGGAGAGUUGACAGCUGCAGAGUUCAACAAGGUCCAUGAGGACAUGACGCUUGUGGCUAUCUUCGGUAUCAAAGAUCCCCUCAGGACUACAGUGAAGGCCGCCAUCAAGGAUUGCCAACGCGCCGGCGUCUAUGUCCGCAUGGUGACGGGAGAUAAUAUACUUACGGGCCGUGCCAUCGCCAGGGAAUGCGGUAUCUACCGGCCCGAGGACGGUGGCAUCGCCAUGGAAGGUCCCGUUUUCCGCCGCAAGACCGAAGAGGAACUCAAGGAGCUUGUGCCUCACUUGCAGGUGCUCGCCCGCUCCAGCCCUGAAGACAAGCGAAUCUUGGUGAGAAUUCUCAAGGAACUAGGCGAGACAGUGGCUGUUACCGGCGACGGUACCAACGACGCCCCAGCGCUGAAGAUGGCGGAUAUCGGCUUUGCCAUGGGAAUUGCAGGUACCGAGGUGGCCAAGGAAGCUGCGGCCAUCAUCCUGAUGGACGACAACUUUGCUUCUAUUGUUAAGGGUAUUAGCUGGGGCCGUGCCGUCAACGACGCCGUGAAGAAGUUCUUGCAGUUCCAACUUACUGUCAACGUUACUGCCGUUGUUCUCACUUUCAUUUCUGCCGUCGCAAACGGCGAGGGCGAGUCUGUGCUGAACGCCGUCCAGCUUCUCUGGGUCAACCUGAUCAUGGACACGUUCGCAGCACUUGCUCUGGCUACCGACCCUCCAACGGCCUCAAUUCUCGACCGGAAGCCAGACAGGAAGUCGGCACCAUUGAUUACAGUCAGGAUGACUAAAAUGAUUGUCGGUCAGGCCAUUUGCCAGCUGGUCAUUACAUUAGUCCUCAAUUUUGCCGGCCCUUCGCUGCUUGGUUACAACAUGUCAAACGAGGGGGAGGCUAUGCAUCUCACGACGCUGGUUUUCAACACGUUCGUCUGGCUGCAGAUUUUCAAUGAGCUGAAUAAUCGCCGCUUGGAUAACAAACUCAACAUUUUUGAAGGAAUCACCAAGAAUUACAUCUUCCUCCUCAUCAAUUUGAUCAUGAUAGGUGGCCAAGUUCUCAUUAUCUUCGUCGGCGGUCAGGCUUUCAAAAUCACACCACUAAACGGCAAGGAAUGGGGCUUGUCGAUCGCCCUCGGUGCCAUCUCCAUUCCGUUCGGUGCGCUGAUCAGGCUCAUGCCCGAUUCCUGGGCUGAGGCAUGUAUCCCUGAGCUGGCCUGGCUCAAGAGGUGGAAUGCGAAGCGGGACGAAAAGAAGCAACUGAAGAAGGACAAGAAGAAGGCUGAGAAGCAAGCCCGCGAUGCCGAGAAACAGCGAACGCUUGAAGACGCUGAGAGGGCGUCGUCUUCCGAUGAAUCAUUUGUUGCACCACCACCCUUGAGGGCGUUGACCUCGCUUCGUGGGAAGCGAGUCGAGACGCACAUCCGUCGCGGAUUCAGAGAGUACAUGCACGACAAGAAAGCCAGCGUCAAGCAAAAGUCGCACAAGGUCGUGCCGAGAUCGAAGACAGACGUACGUGGUGGGUCUCUGAAGAAGCCGACAUGACACGGUUUUCCAUUUUCUUUUGUCGUUUUGUACCGAGCUGCGUUUCUCUUCUUCGAGCGUCCUUAGAGGGUGGCUGUCUGUUUUCUCUUUCUGGCGCACAAACACUAUGCAACAUAUACCCCCUGGAAGAGAAAAUUCGGGCUCUUCUGUUGUUUCCAAACAUCACUUGUAACAUAGACCACUUAAUACCUACCAAAACCCCUUUUUUUAAUAAUUCAC
This is a messenger RNA of Lasiosphaeria miniovina, 4348 nucleotides long. RefSeq lists its product as uncharacterized. Gene Ontology annotation, cellular component: plasma membrane; intracellular membrane-bounded organelle. Lineage: Eukaryota; Fungi; Ascomycota; Sordariomycetes; Sordariales; Lasiosphaeriaceae. Gene Ontology annotation, biological process: calcium ion transmembrane transport; intracellular calcium ion homeostasis. Gene Ontology annotation, molecular function: ATP binding; ATP hydrolysis activity; P-type calcium transporter activity. Bases 422 to 4129 code for a protein of 1235 amino acids. The transcript is spliced from 4 exons. The record is from RefSeq and is a predicted model, not a curated record.